Messenger RNA from Brassica rapa (field mustard), 6332 nucleotides. RefSeq names its product E3 ubiquitin-protein ligase KEG. Lineage: Eukaryota; Viridiplantae; Streptophyta; Magnoliopsida; Brassicales; Brassicaceae. Gene Ontology annotation, molecular function: ATP binding; protein kinase activity. The record is from RefSeq and is a predicted model, not a curated record. Gene Ontology annotation, biological process: protein phosphorylation.
AAUUUAAAAUAUAAUAUAAUAUAUAUAAUUAAAUAAAUAUAUUAUUUUUAAUAACAGAGUACAAAAUUAUAAAAAGUAUUUUAAUAUUCUUGAUUUAAGCUUUAGCCAAGCAAAAAUUAUAAAUAUAAACUAGAUCUUGAUCCGCGCGAUUGUGCGAAUGUAUAUUUUACAGUAUAUACAAACUUUAAAAAACAAAAAGUUAACGGUUCUAGUUUGACUACUGUUGUUUAUAUGUUUAAACUAUGUAUUUUUUCAGUGUAUUGUGUAACAGGAGAUCCAUAGAAUGAUACUGUUAAAAAAUAUUACUGUUAAGAAAUAUUUCAGUUUUGGUUUCUAUGAUUUGGUUUGAUACGGAAUAAAACGUUUUGUAUGUAUGUAUGUCAAAGAGCAUUAUUUGAUUAUCAUUGGUGGACCAACACAAAAACGGGUCAAAGAUAUAAGAGAAUUAAAAGCAUGAAAUAAUAAAUCUAUCUUAUUAAGCUAUCCAUGUUUCCAAAUAGUAUGAGUUUUUUUUACUACUAUCAAAAUUGCCAAACAAAACCUUUAGGUACUUCUACUUUAAUAAGAUAGAUAUUUUGUUUAAAUAUAAAUAAGUUAUAUAGGAAAAAUUUGGAGAAAUGCAUUCAAAUAAGAAUAUAAUUUGAAAACUACACCUUAUUUAAGUUUUUGGAAAAAUACACUUAUAUAUAUAUAUAUAUAUAUAUAUUAAAUUACUAAAUUGCCCAAUCUUAAUAUUUCUAAAAAUCUAAUAUAUUGUUUAUAAAUUAUUAUUAUUUUUUAUAAAAAUCGUUAGAGAAUCUACCAAUUAUCUCUUUUAAUAUAUUUGCACAUUAUCUUUCCCAUAUCUUUUUAAUAAUGUUUUAAAUUAUUUUAUUAUCUUGAAAAAAAAAGAACUCAAGACUGCGACUCGUCUUCUCGUCUCCUUCCUUCUCGUGUCCUCUCAAUUUCUGAAACUGUUUUUCUUUUCUUUUUUCUCUAAUUUUGCAGAUGUUAAAAAAGGUUAUGGAAAACAUGUGAAAAGAAGAUAUGAAUGCUUUGGAGAACAAGCAACAACUCAAAAAAAAAAAAACACGAAAACAAGCUUGCUCAAGAUGUCAUUGUUCAGGACACAAUCGUGCUAGCUACGACUUUGGAAUUUGACGCUUUUAUGUUCUACACGUUUUUCUGAAAACAUUUUUCUGUUCUAAACGUUUUUCUGCAAAGCACUCUGUCUGUUGCUUACUCACAACGGCUCUUGUAGAUUAGGAGGUAGAAGCUAAAAAGAAUGCAGUAGCUUGGGUUCAAGAUGCUGUAGUGGCCGGUUUUUCCCAGUUCAACUUAUUCAAAGAGCCUGGAAAGCAAGAGGAUACUACUGCUCACCAAGACCAUCAUUGUAGAUCCUAAAAUCUACACUAAGAAUUUGAUAGUGAUCGGGAGUUUAAUCAGGAGAAGAUAAAUGAUGUAGGCAACGAUAUCUUUAGAACACAACGAUAUAAUCAGUUUCCGGUAGGUAAAAAUGGACUUUUAUUGAUGAAUGAGAUUGAAUACAAUGAGUAAAACAAGAUCGAAUGUAACAAUCAGAUCGUUCAAGGAAAAGAUCUAAAGGUUGGUGAAAACAAGGUCGAAGUGUGGGUGUCGCUCUCUCUAGGGUUUUCAACGUGUGCCUUUCCUUAUACGUCCACCUUCUCUUAUAGCAUGCCGCUCUUGUGGUAUUCGCAACUGCUCCGCGAUCUCCGCGAUCGUUCCCGAUCUUCGAAGUCUCUGUUUGGAGCUCGAGUACUCGCUGCGGGCUUUAGCUCUUUGCAGCCCAUUUAGUUGAUCGCGGCCCAUUUACAUACUGACUGAAAUUGGGUCCAACAAUCAUCAAUACAUUGUUAUUCACAACACGUCUGAGAAACUAAAUCCCAAGGAGAAUACAACAAGUCCAAGAAACCAAGCUUACAAGGGUGUCAAACAGCCUUCAACAAAACAUAGUUCUGUUUCUGAAAUAAGUAAUUUUGAAGGUAAGAACAGGUUAAAAGAGUCACUGAGUUUAGCAGAGAAGUUACUCUGAGUUUCAAGCCAAUGGUUCUUUUAAAUAUUUAGAGAACUCACUGAAGAAAGGGUCCUUCUUUGUGAAGAAAGAAGAAGCAAAUGGAAAAUAGUCUAUUCUUAUCAGCCUUAAAGCAGUAAACUGUUGGCUCGAUGAUCUAAUAAAAAACAGAUGUGAAGCCAGUGAAAAAGUCAAAGAGUUAAGAAAGAAGCUACAUCAGUUUCUACUUAAACAUAUCGAAUCUGCCACUGGAGAAACAAUGUAACAUAAUAAUCCCAUUAUAUGGAAUUUCUAUUUCAGUGACUAAUCUGACAACGGUUUGAUGAGAAAGAUUUGAAUGAAGUAUGGUGUAAAAUAAAAAAUCUUGUCAUUUCCGCAUCCACAUUUGAUAUUGUUCCUCUUCAUCGUUCUCUUCCUCAGCAUGAGCGGUCUUGACUCCCCCUUAAGAGAUCAGUACACAGAGGUCCGCUCAUGUAACCAUGCUCACCACAACAACACUCUUAAUCAUAACUCUUUGUUGCUAGUAAGGUACAACUUUCAAGCCACAAUUUACACAGGAAAGAAAAGAACAAUUGGAGGCGUGGGAAAAUAUUACCCCACAAGAAACUCGGAAAGAUUAUGACAUAUUUAUCUCAAUACACAUGGUUAUCUUAAACAUAAAUUAUUUUAAUGAUAUUAUUUUUAGUUUUGAAUUUAUAUAUUAAUUUUGAAUUAAUAUCUUAAUUAUUGAAAUAUCUUGGGUAAAAAAAUCAAUUCAUAAUCAAGGAAGUGUAUUUUUCAAAAAGUAAAAUAGAAAAUGCAAUUAUCAAAUUUCAAAUCCUAAAUAGGGUAUUUUGCAAAUUAUCCCAUGAUAUUUUCAGUCACUUGAGUUGAGAGUUUUCGAGUUUAUUAUCCGCAAAUACCAUAAUACAUGAUAAAAUCUGUCUAAAAAGAAACUGUAUUUAAGAAUUAUUAUGUAAAAAAAAACUGUGUUGUUAUCUGUAAAAAGAAAUUGUAUUUCUCUAAUUUAGGAGAAAAUAGCAAUCUCUAAUUUAGGAGAAAAAAUAAAAAUUAAUUGGAAUAGAUUUUACUUUAUUAUAGUAUAUAGAGAAAAAAUUAGCAUAGGGUUAGAGAUGCUCUUAGAAGCGAUUAGUAACACAAAUUUAGAUUUUUAGUAAUAUAUUUAUUAAUAAAAACUUAUUUAUAAUUAUCAAAUUUUCCCAAAUAUCAUCUGCUGUGAGAGACUUUGAAAUGGUUUAGUGAGGUUUUGGAACGAGCCCAUCAACUGCGAAAUUCCUUGUGGCUGAAGGAACAGCUAAGCGUACUCCAUCUAGCUAUCUGGCUUUGUAUGACUUGAGAUCCCAAUCUAGACCUAUAAACAUUUCCAGAUGUAAACAUAUCAACAACAUUUACAAAGGAACCUGAGUGAGACCAUUUAAAGCAUAAAGAGAGACAGAACUCACAUUUUUGUUAACCCGAAAGCAAGAUCCAGCAUAUCAUAUCUCUUCAUCUGUUGGCUCUUUCAGGUUUGUUGUAGUAUUCAGUGUCCUAAUUUUCAAUCACAGUUUGGUUAAAGCACACUUGAUGAUCAAUUUAUUGCAAGAAAAAAGACUGUUAGCUUUCCCAACGAUCACAUGGCACGUUGAACACGCUAGAGAACCUUCACACGCCCCUGAACAUUUAGAUAAAAAAAAGCCCCCUGCAACUCAAAUUCAUCAGAGCAAAAAAAAAAUGAAUCAAAUGGAAGAAAAUGGAAGAAAAUAGUGCCUUGGAGAGUUUUAUAUUGUUUCCAUGAGCAGCUUCAAGGAUGUUCAUUCAAAUCCAAUGGGGACCUUAACAUGAAUUUUCCUCUCCAUCUUUGUGAACAAAUAUAACGGUUAUCAUGUUUAAAUGAUUAAACACAAGUCAUAAUCUUAAAAUAUAUAAUUGACAUGUGUCGCGAUCAUGUUAAUUAGCAACUUUGAAAAACCAAACUUUAUUUAAUAAGAUAAAUUUUUAUUAGCAUAUAGCCUAAACUUUGAAAAUCAUGAGUUAAAUUAAAUUACUUAUAAUUUUAUGAAAGUCUUGCAUUUUUAAUUAAUUAUUAUUAUAUUGUAUUUUAUUUUUAUGUUAAAAUUCGAAAAAUAUUUUCUAUAUUAAAUUAAUUUAUUAUUAAUAUUUUACUUUUGUUAACUUACCUUGUUUGAUAUUGGUUAUAAAUUUUCUUAAUUUAUUAAUAACAAUUAAUAUUACCUGUUUUGAUUUUUUAUAGUUAUAAUUGUUUGAAAGCCUUGCGGAUUAAGAAACCUUUAAAAACCCUAACACCAUAUAGUUAAUGACGGCAAAGACGAGGGAAAGUGAUAAAAAAAAGGUUCUUCUUCUUUAACCAACUUAGGUUUGAGUAUGUUCUAUCUUGUGGAUCCACUUUCUUCGACUUGUGUUCCAUUUAAGUUGUAGGCUAACUGUUGAAACUGCAUUAUCUUGUUCAGAUCAUAUGGCUUCAAAGAUUACUGCUAAAAAGAAUGAUGAUUUUGACUACAAAAUCAUUGAAGGCGAGUCUAAGACCGCUUUAGCAGCAGCCGGCACGAGUCCUUGGAUUGAUUCUGCAACGUUGGAGCUUCGGCAUCGAAUUGGAAGAGGUCCCUUUGGUGAUGUUUGGCUAGCUACUCAUCAUCAGUCCACAAAGGACUAUGAAGUGGCCAUCAAAAUGCUUCAUCCCAUCAAUAAAGAUCAGAUGAGAGUUGUGGUAGAUAAGUUUAAGGAUUUGGUUUCUAAGUCUCAAGGGAUAGAGAAUGUUUGUCUCCUCCGAGGAGUUUCUAUCAUUAGUGGAAGGAUUUGCCUCGUCAUGAAAUUCUAUGAGGGCUGUGUUGGUGACAAGAUGGCUCGGCUUAAAGGAGGAAAGCUUUCAUUGUCUGAUGUAUUGAGAUAUGGGAUUGAUCUAGUUACAGGGAUUCUUGAGUUGCACGCAAAAGGGUUUCUGAUUCUCAAUCUCAAGCCCUCUAACUUUCUUCUCCUUGAUAACGACAAGGCCAUCCUAGGGGAUGUUGGAGUCCCUUAUCUACUUCAUAGUAUCCCUUUGCCAAGUUCUGAUAUGAUAAUGAGACUUGGAACUCCAAACUAUAUGGCUCCAGAACAGUGGCAACCUGAAGUAAGAGGUCCCAUGUCCUUUGAGACUGAUUCUUGGGGGUUUGGAUGCAGCAUUGUGGAAAUGCUCACUGGUGCACAACCUUGGAGUGGUAAAUCCAUCGACGAAAUUUACAACUUAGUGGUCAUAAAAAGAGAAAAGCUCACUAUCCCCAAUGCCAUACCGCCUCCUCUUGAGAAGCUACUUCAGGGUUGCUUUAUGUAUGAUCUCCGAAGCCGACCUUCUAUGACAGACAUCUUACACGUCUUCAAGAGGUUGCAGAACUCAGAGGAGGAAGAGUUCUGGUCCUUCUGGAGAGGCAUUGAUAGUAGAGGAAUCAGAAAGAGCUCAGCUUAUCUCGGCUAUACAGAAUGGUUCCUUUCAAAGGAUCAACUGCAAGUAGGCGACACGGUGCGUUCAAGAAAGCCUGCCAAUUCGUGUAAGCAUGAGAAUAUGGAUGUGCCAGAAGGAAAGGUGGUUGGUUUAGAACGUGACACUACCGACUCGGAUGGAUUUGCUCUGGUUAAAGUCCAUGGUGUUCAUGAUCCGUUAAGGGUUCACGUAUCUGUUCUUGAAAGGGUAACUAAAGACUACUUGGCUUCUGGAGAUUGGGUACGUCUGAAGUAUGGAGUAGCAGACAAGAGGUGUUCUCCAGUUGGCAUUGUCCAUUCAAUCAACCGUGAGGGUAUUGUAGCUGUUGGGUUUAUUGGGUUGCCAACUCUCUGGAGAGGGACUUCAUCACAGCUUCAGAUGGCUAAAGGAUACAGUGUUGGUCAGUUUGUGAAAAUCAAAGCCUUUGUUGUCACCCCAAGAUUCAAAUGGAUACGUAAAGAUAAAAGAGUUUGGGCAACUGGCAGAAUCUCUCAUGUUUUACCCAACGGUUGUCUCGAGGUGGAGUUCCCUGGAGCGUUGCCUUUCGGACAGGAGCAUGGAAACUGUCUUGCUGAUCCGGCUGAAGUAGAGGUUGUGGAUUUUAGUACUUGUGAAGGUGUUGUGGAAAAAAUUCAGCAUCUACAAGACUUUCACUGGGCUGUGAGACCUUUACUGGCUGCCAUGGGUCUAUUGGCAUCAAUGAAGUUAGACCAUGCUCGCUUUUAUAUUUGGAUUUGACGCAACAUAUAAUUGUAUACAACAUCUAGAUAUUGCAUCCAAAUGUUGUUUAUUUUUAUAGUUAUUAUUUGCAUUCAGAUGCAACAUCUAGAUGCCAAAUUGUUCAUUUUAUAUUAUAAUAGUGGUUUU